AAAAAUUGAUUUAUGUGAAAAAACAGAGACCAAAUACAUCCAAUCUUGAGAUCCAUUUGACGACAGAAAACAAUAAAGAAUCUCAAUAAUUUAGUCAAAUUCAGAUCAGAUUAUACACUCUAUAAGAAUCAUGCAACUUCUUCAUCAAUUUUGAUCCAAAAAAAUGGCAGCAGCAGGGAAUGCAUAUCUGGGUUCAUUGAAGCAGAGCUUCCAUGAAACAAGCAAAGAAAGAUUGUUACUACUCAGAAAAGGCUACUCAGACUUGAGUGUAGGUGGUGGUGGUGGUUUUACUGGAAACGAGAACUUUCUAGAACGUAUUCGUUAUCGAGUUUCUGAGUACUGUAACAAUGUCAAACAAGCUGCAAGUAAAGCAGUUAAAAUGGGUCGCAGUGAUCCGAGAAAGAUUAUCUUUUCUGCUAAAGUGGGUUUUGCUCUUGCCCUUGUUUCCAUUCUCAUUUUCUUCAAAGAACCCAUACCCUAUAUUGGUAGCCACUCCAUUUGGGCGAUUCUUACCGUUGUCGUCGUUUUUGAAUUCAGCAUAGGGGCGACGCUUAACAAAGGAUUUAACAGGGCUUUGGGGACAUUUUCUGCUGGAGGAUUAGCUUUGGGCAUUGCUGAACUGUCUCUUAUGGCUGGAGGAUUUCGAGAGAUUUUGAUUGUGAUCAGUGUAUUUAUUGCAGGAUUUUGUGCGACUUAUAUGAAAUUGUAUCCUCCACUGAAGGAGUAUGAAUAUGGAUUCCGGGUCUUCUUAUUGACAUAUUGUAUAGUGCUAGUAUCCGGGACUUCGGAUUUUGUAAAGACAGCUGUUUCUCGAUUGUUACUUAUUGGGGUUGGAGCUGCUGUUUGUUUGGUUAUUAAUAUAUGCAUCUUCCCCAUUUGGGCUGGUGAAGAUUUGCACAAAUUGGUGGUGAAAAACUUUAAGGGUGUCGCUACUUCUUUGGAAGGUUGUGUCAAUGACUAUUUGCAAUGUCUUGAAUACGAUAGGAUACCAUCAAAAAUUCUUCUUUACCAGGCAUCUGAUGAUCCUAUCUACAGUGGUUACAGGGCUGCUGUAGAGUCUACCAGCCAAGAAGCUUCUCUGUUAGCUUUUGCUGUGUGGGAACCCCCUCAUGGACGUUACAGAAUGCUCAAUUAUCCUUGGGCUGAAUAUACUAGAGUUAGUGGUGCACUACGGCAUUGUGCUUUCAUGAUAAUGGCAAUGCAUGGAUGUAUUCUUUCGGAAAUACAGGCAGCAUCUGAAUUAAGGCGGACUUUUAUGAAGGAGAUUCGGAGAGUUGGGACUGAAGGAGCUAAAGUGAUACGACUGCUUGGGGAGAAAGUUGAAAAGAUGGAGAAACUAAGCCCCGGAGAUCCUCUCAAAGAUGUUCAUGAAGCUGCUGAGGAUCUCCAAUUGUUGAUUGACCAAAAAUCUUAUCUUUUGGUUAAUGCAGAGAAUUGGGAAAGUUCAAAAAGACCUAAGAAGUUUGAAGAUCCUGAACGCCUACAAGAGCUUAAGGACAAUGAACCUAAACCAAUGGUAAUUAACUCCCUUAGUGAAGCAACUCUCCAUCUAAGGUCUGCUCACACAUUGAAACACAUGGAUACUCUUAAUCCAAAUGUAAGUGUCAACUUUUCUACUUCACAAUGGGGUUCCUCAGCAGAUGUAUUCGCGCAGCAGACAAUGUGGCCUUCACGGCUUUCACUUAUUGGAGAUGUGAUUUUAAAUGAACGUGAAGUACGGACUUUUGAAAGUGCUAGUACAUUAUCACUGGCAACAUUUACGUCCCUGUUGAUUGAGUUUGUUGCAAGACUUCAGAAUCUUCUACAUGCAUUUCAAGAGCUCAGUGAAAAGGCAAAAUUUAAGGAACCUGUAGAUACAAAAGAGGCAACUACUCUCUGAGGCAGGUUAUGUAACCGAUCCUGCUUUUAUUAUCGAGGGAACCUUUCUUUCUGCUAUUGACAAUCACAAAGUUGUUAUCAAUCAAAAACUUUCAUGUCAGGUUUUGGCUCUUGAGAUGAUUAUGUAUACUAUAACUAAGAACUGUAGAAAUGUCAAGAAAAGGUUUUUGUUCUGCAGCAUGUCUUCAGAGCUGUGAAUCCAAUAGAAAAAAAAUCUUCUUGACCCAAAAAGUGUAUUAGUGCAUGAAGAAGAGUAAAUUAUAAUAUUUGUACUUGUUUCUGAUGAAUCUGUAAAUUAUUCAAGAUCUUUAAAGGACAUUAGCUGGAUAUAUGGUCUUGUCAUGAUAUGCAGAUUGCAUCUCUAAAAGAUGCUCACAGAAGGACCUGUAUGAAUUAUAGUAAUUUAUUGGAAGUCAUUUAUUUAGCAUUC
Messenger RNA from Solanum lycopersicum (tomato), 2308 nucleotides. It is a transcript of the gene ALMT4, whose product is annotated as aluminum-activated malate transporter protein ALMT4. The record is from RefSeq and is marked validated. Gene Ontology annotation, cellular component: plant-type vacuole membrane. Gene Ontology annotation, biological process: malate transport. Lineage: Eukaryota; Viridiplantae; Streptophyta; Magnoliopsida; Solanales; Solanaceae.